Molecule: messenger RNA, 4108 nt
Organism: [Torrubiella] hemipterigena
Lineage: Eukaryota; Fungi; Ascomycota; Sordariomycetes; Hypocreales; Clavicipitaceae
Source: the annotation of a GenBank genome assembly
GUUUACUUCAUCUUUGCAUCUUGCAAAAUGUAGUUCAUAAACGCAUGGUGAGACAUUAUCUCACCUCACCACCACCUUUUCAAUACAGCUCUACAUCUCAGACAUCUAAAGCCGAUGCCACGCCAUGUCGUCCGCCAACAACAACAAGUCACCUUCGGGCUUCAAGAGCUACGUACGCAUUUUUAGCUAUGCAGAUCGGUCCAGCUGGAUACUAUACUCGGCUUCUUGCGCUACUGCUAUUGCGUCUGGUGCCGCCCUGCCUUUGAUGGAUUUCGUCUUUGGCAAGUUUGUCACGACAUUUAACAACUUUGCCAUUGGGCUCGUCACCAAGGACGAGUACAUGAACCAAGUCUCUGAAUAUUCCUUAUAUUUCAUCUACCUCUUCAUUGCCAAAUUCUUCCUCGUCUACAUCCAUUCCGUUUGCGCCUCGGUGGCCGCGAUCCGAACGACGAAGGCCCUUCGCCUCGACUUUUUGCGCAGCCUUCUUCGUCAGGACAUGAGCUUUUUCGAUUCCAAAGAAAAGAAGUCACCUGCCGUCAAAGUAACGGUUAAUGGAAACCUCGUCACUAAUGGAAUCUCUGAGAAGCUCUCUGUGUUUGUUCAGAGCUGCGCCACCUUUGUUGCUGCCUUUGUUGUUGCCUUUGCUGUGCAGUGGAAGCUGACGCUCAUCACGCUCUGCGUCGUGCCCGCCAUCGUGCUAGUUACCGGUAUCUGCAUGACCAUUGAGGUCAAAAAUGAAGACAAACUUACCGUCAUCUUCUCACGAUCUAGUACGCUGGCUGAGGAGGUCUUUUCUAGCAUUUCCACUGUCCAUGCAUUCUGGUUGCAGCCCGUCAUGGCCAAGCGAUACGAAGCCUGCUUGGCUGACCUGCAACGUGUCGGCAUGAAGAAGUCUCCCAAUUAUGGUGUUUUAUUUUCAGUAGAGUUCUUUUGCAUAUAUGCUGGCUACGGCUUGGCGUUUUGGCAGGGCAUUCAGAUGUAUGCCCGCGGUGAAAUUCAAGCAUCAGGUGACGUUGUAACCGUCAUCUUUGCCGUGGUUGUCGCCGCCACGGCCUUAACGCACAUUGCUCCCCAGAUCAUCACCAUCACCAAAGCUGCCGCCGCGGCAGACGAGCUAUUCAACACUAUCGACCAGGAGUCCAUCAUUGAUCCCCUCUCUUCAAAUGGCAUCAUCCCCGAAAAAUGCGUUGGUAACAUUGAAAUUCAGGAUGUCGAGUUUGCCUAUCCCUCGCGUCCCGAUACAAAGGUCCUCUGCGGCCUGACACUCAAAGUCCCUGCAGGCAAAACCACGGCCAUUGUCGGUGCUAGCGGUUCUGGAAAAAGUACCAUUAUCGGUCUCACUGAGCGUUGGUAUGAUCAGUCGAGCGGCAUCAUCUCGCUAGACGGCGUUGACACCCGCACCCUCAACUUGUCGUGGCUACGCACCCAGGUUCGUCUAGUGCAGCAGGAGCCUGUGCUCUUCAGCGGGACAAUCUUCGACAAUGUUGCGUUCGGCUUAAUUGGAACAGAACAUGAGCAUGCUAGCUACGAAGAAAAGCUUACCUUGGUCAAGCAAGCGUGCCAAGACGCGUACGCCCACGACUUUAUCGAGCUGCUACCCAAGCAAUACGAUACUCGCAUCGGCGAGCGUGCGCGGAUGCUUUCGGGCGGUCAAAAACAGCGAAUAGCUAUUGCUCGCAGCGUUAUCUCGAAGCCAACAGUCCUGCUGCUUGACGAAGCCACCAGCGCGCUCGACCCAAAGGCAGAGACUAUUGUGCAAAAGGCCCUCAACAACAUCACGGCGGGCAGAACUACAAUCAACAUUGCCCACAAGCUAUCCACGGUGCAAAAGGCCGACAAUAUUGCCGUAAUGUCAGCAGGCCGCAUUAUAGAGCAAGGAACACAUCAAGAGCUGCUCGCUAAGAAUGGACACUACGCACGGCUAGUGCGCGCCCAAGACCUGACUAGGUCCAGUGAAAAACGCGUUCAAGAACAUAAUGGCGACGACGACGAGAAGCGGCCAUCCGCAUUCGGAGAAGAAGAUGUACUAGAAGAUGUACCGUUGGGGCAAGCUCGCAGCGGAGUUGCUGGGUCCUUUACUAUGAAUCGACGAGCUGAAGACGCCCACGCAAGGGAAACGCUCGGAUACAGCUUUACAAAGUGCGUAUGGCUGCUUAUAAAGGAGCAGCGGCAGCUAUGGGGAUUGUACGCCAUUAUCGCAGUCGUAUGUACGCUUGGGGGUGGCACGUUCCCUGUACAAGCCAUUAUCUUGUCCAAGACGAUUCAAGUGUUCCAAGUUCGUGGCCCAGAUGCUGCCUCACAAGGAAACUUCUGGGCUCUCAUGUUUUUCGUCGUGGCACUUGCAAAUUUGGUAUUGUAUUUCAUUUUGGGUUGGACAAUCAACCUCAUCAUUCAAAAAGUCACUCGUCGAUAUCGCCGGGAGCUGUUCCGCAACACCAUGAAGCAGGAGAUUGCCUUUUUUGACUUCGAGCACAAUGCCACGGGUGCCAUAUGUUCGCGCCUACUGACCAACGCGUCCAACCUCAACGAGCUGUUGGGUAUGAACUUUGGCUUAAUCGCCAUCAACGUCGUCACCAUAAUCUCUGUAUCUAUACUAGGUAUAGUCUAUGGCUGGAAACUGGGCUUAGUCUGCGUCUUUGCUGCGCUUCCUCCUCUGCUUCUCAGCGGCUACUUUCGCAUCCGCCUCGAGUAUCGGCUCGAGGAAGACACUUCUGUUCGCUUUGCCAACAGCGCUGCCAUUGCCGCCGAGGCUAUCUCCGCUAUCCGCACCGUGGCUUCGUUUACCUUGGAAAAAGAGAUGCUGAGGAUCUACCGCGACAAGCUCAACGUGGUCGCCGAGCAGUCGACCAAGGCGCUUACCUUUACAAUGCUAUGGUACGCCUUGACACAAUCCAUCAACUUCCUUGCCAUGGCGCUUGGCUUUUGGUAUGGCGGCAAGCUUGUUUCCACGCACGAAUACACCAACGAGCAGUUUUUUGUAGUCUUUAUCGCCGUCAUCCUGGGUGGUGAGAACGUUGCCGCCUUGUUCCAGCACACAACGAGCAUCACGAGGGGCACGGCAUCAGCCAACUACAUCUUCUGGCUUCGACAGCGCGUUCCCAGCAUCGACAACAGCUUUACUGACGAUCCAACAGAGUCAGAUGCAGCUUCUAUCGAUGUUGCUGGUCCGAUAAAUAUACAGUGUCAGUCCUUGGGCUUUGCGUAUCCGUCUCGCCCACGCGCUAGCGUAAUAGCAGACAUCAACGUAGAGAUACCUGCGGGAAAGUUUGUCGCAUUUGUUGGUGCUUCUGGCUGCGGCAAGUCCACCAUGAUUAACCUUCUUUCGCGCUUCUACGACCCAACCGUGGGCCAAAUCAAUGUCAACGGUCAAUCCAUCCACGGCAGAAACACAAGCCCCCAGCAGCACCGCCGUCACCUAUCUCUUGUCCAACAAGAGCCGGUGCUGUACCAAGGAAGUGUACGAGAAAACGUUGCCAUGGGUCUGACGGAAUCGCGCACGCCUACGGAGGCGCAGAUCGAACAGGCUUGCAGAGACGCCAACAUUUACGACUUUGUGUCGUCACUGCCUGAAGGCUUCAACACCGACGUAGGUGCGCGCGGCUCUCGUUUGUCGGGUGGCCAGCGUCAACGCAUCGCCAUUGCCCGCGCUUUGAUUCGAGAUCCCAAGGUCUUGCUCCUCGACGAAGCGACGAGCGCCUUGGAUACCGAAAGUGAGAAGAUGGUGCAGGCUGCCCUGAGCGAGGCCGCCAGAGACGGCAAGCGAAGUACCAUUGCAGUUGCGCAUAGGCUGAGCACGAUUAAAGAUGCAGAUUGCAUAUGUGUCUUUGCCGGUGGUAAGAUUGUCGAGAUGGGCACGCAUGCAGAAUUGCUGGCGAAAAGGGGAAGCUAUUUUGAGAUGUGCAAGGGGCAAGCUCUCGACCAGGCAUUAGAUUAAGGAGUAUCUUUUAUUCAGGUACAAAACGAGUAUUAAUAAUGCGGUUACAUUAGUGAUAGUAUUUCUGUAACUUAUUUAUUCUGCGAGUUAUAGAAUGCAAGUUUGUUGUCCCCAGCGUGUUCAAGAACCGAGAGAAGCCGCAUGAUCUUUUAGUGUAAACAAACCACUUACAGA